ACGGAUCGGAAGAUUUUCACUUCCUGGUACGGGAUAAAAUAGAUAGAAAAAACGGUUACUGUUGAACAACGUGGGAGGCUGGUGGGCUUCUGAGUUUGUUGUGCUUGUUUCGUUUGGAGAGGACUUUCCGUGGAAAACAUUGUAAAGAGGAUAAUAAUUGUUGACGCCGUUAGGAUUCUAGGUCCAAAGGUUACACUUACGACGGAUGAGUCAAUUACGAGGAAAUUCUAUUAAGUGCGCAUAAGUGUUUUUAGAUAGAUCCUGGAAACUUAGUGUUGUUUAUUCUAACGAUUGUGUUUAUUCAGUUUGAAGACAGCAAAAAAAAAACGGAUACCGGUUCCCCCAUAUCCCGGUACGAACUGUGCUCGGUUGCUGCUGCUGCCGGUCAUCAUCAUUGAAUCUGAUCCGGACUGCGCCGCCAUGAAUAGCGACCGACAACAACGACGACGUAGUCGGUGAGCAGUGCUAAAUUUAAUCCUGACGAAUGAGUAACAAAAGCAGCCUCCCUCAACCCUCCACGUGGGAAUCCACGCGAAUCACUACCAACAGUGAGUUGAGAACAUAGACAGCGCCGGAGCACGUUGAUCCAAUCUGAUGCGAAAUGAAUUCUGCUUCAAAAUUUGAUCUUUUGGCGGCGUUUGCGAUUUUCAUGUAAACCAACACAUUUCAUUGUGGGUUUAUCAAAUCUAAUGAAAAUACGUCCAUUAUGGAAGUACGUUUGAAUUACUAAUAUUCAUUGGAUCUUUUUAGAAGUACAUGUAUACUAGUAGUAGUAGUAAUACAUGUAGACUUCCGAUGAUUAUCCAUUUAAUAUUAGGUUUUCAAUCAACCAUUUUGUGAUUUUAAAUUAUCGUAUGACCAAUACAAGAAUUAAACCUUUAAAAAAUUGAUUCACUGGGAUAAACUGUUUUGGAUCACCGUGCGCUGGAGUAGCAGGUUGAGCUCCUGCAAUAACAGAAACGAAUAAAUUUUAAACAAAAGAGACCGGACCUGCACACUACAGUUGGUUGGCCGCUGGUUUGCUUGCAUGAUAGUGAGUAAUAAAUUAAUGGAGAUAAAAGAAACGGGAUUUAAGCACGGGGUGAGCUAGUGAAAAUAAAAAAAAAUAGACCAGUGCAGUAAGGCCACAUCCCGAAGUCAGCGUUGGUCGACCUCCAAGCAACGUUUACUGUACUGUAGAUGAUCCUACAGGAAAGCCACCCGGGACAAGUGAAUUGAAAACAAAAAACAGGAAACCAAAGCGGCGAGAAAAUCGAAGUGAACAUCGUGCAAUGCCUGUGAAUCAUCGGCCAGCCAAGUGCUCGGCUGGGAACAUUUAGUUACCACCCUUGUAGCGCAAAACAACAGUGUAAGUGAAUUUGAAUGCAAAAAAAAAUGUUGUAGGGAUUUUGUAAGGGAUUGAGCACAAUAAAAAUAUAUACAAAAAAGAACACCGAAGUGAGAUGCAGGAAGUUGAAUAUUUUAACGAUACCUUGAGCGGAAGUUGCGGUCGCGUGGACGGUAGCAUCGUUGAGGCGGCGAAAGAACAGCAACAAGCCGGCAAGAAGCAUCAUCCUCGGAAAUGUAGCUACGAUUUACUGGAACACCGCAAGUAUAACAAAUGCGAUGAAAAUGUAAAUUAUACCGCAGAUCCACUGCUGCUGUUCACUUCGACGACGACGACAUCGUCUUCCUCCUCUGACGAGGAUAACUCACCCACCGAAAUGAACAACUGCAUCAAGUUCGGCGAGAAACCAACGCUGAUUAAACGCUUCACCAUGGGUUUCCUGCGUUCGACGGAGGAAAAUCUACCGCUGAUGUGCAAUAAAUCAUCGCCCACGUCACCGCAGAAGAAACUCAAUGACAUACUCUCGGAGGACAUUUACAGCCUGGACAGAAUCGUGUCGAGUAAGUUUGGCGACUCGUGCAAACAAUCACUCACCAGCCACCAUCCUGCUCCUCCGUUGCGCCCGGACGUGGAGUACGAGUUUAGACGUAAUAUUCUUCUCCGCCAGACGAACAGUGCCAACUCCAGUCCGAAACGCUUCAUACCGAACAUCAAGCGAACGGACAGCCUCAAUAGUAUCGAAGAUAACGAUUUGGACAGCGCUUCCUGGUUCCAGGCUGGACUGCCGCGGGAGAUAUCACUGGAGGUACUCACACAGCAGGCGCCCGGUGCAUUUCUGGUUCGACGGAGCACCACAAAACAGGGCUGUUUCGCAUUAUCGCUGAGAGUUCCUUCUCCCGGUCCAAAAGUAGUUCACUAUUUAAUCCUGAAGACAGAACGGGGAUACAAAAUUAAGGGUUUCACGAAGGAAUUCUCGUCGCUGCGAGCGCUGAUAACGCACCACUCGGUGAUGCCGGAAAUGCUUCCGGUUCCGCUGUCGCUGCCCCGGCCCCAAAACAUCCCAAUCAAAUGCAAACGCGUCGACGACUACGAUAGCUACAGCACCCUGCACGAGUUCUCCAAGCUGUUCUCCGAUCUGGACCUAUGAUAGUUUGUCACCGUCUUCUAAAUGCUGUUGAGCCAUAGGAAAUUCCAGGAAGUGCGCUGCCACUCGUGAUAGUCAGUUACGAUAGUUGGGUUCACUGAGGCUGCUGUUGCUUCUAUAUCGAAGCCAACGAUGACGGCGAUGGAAAUAUCAGCCAAAAGUGAAUGUUUUGCCAGACGACAGGUAAACUUUUUGAUGAGUUUGUAAAUAGGUAACCCUACUUGUGCUGCCGUAGACUGCGAGACACAUGGUCGCAAAGGGUGUUGAAUUAAUUUCACGUGAAGUAGUUGUCGCGGGGUGUCACUUCCGACGACUAAAGCUCAUCAGAGUGAGAGGUGUCGCAGUCAGGAAGCCGGAGCUCCAUCCCACACAGCACAAGUUUACAAUCAAAAAUCAAUACCUUAUGCCGGUGCAGAAGAAACCAAAAUGAACAUAGAACUGUAAUCGUUUGAUAUUGUGAUAUAGCGUUAUAUACAUACAUUGUACACGUCAUAUGGAGAAGUCACUUUACACAGGAAAUUGGCUUGUCAUUACCUAAAGGGAACACAGCUGUAAUGGGUCUGUAUCCGUAUUGGUCACACUAUGCUGGGAUCGUAACUAGAAAUCAGAAAUAAAUGACUUUUAAAGUUGAACCCGCUAGCGAUA
Messenger RNA from Armigeres subalbatus, 3116 nucleotides. Its product is annotated as EGFR adapter protein-like. The transcript is spliced from 5 exons. The coding region runs from base 1443 to 2474 and encodes 343 amino acids. The record is from RefSeq and is a predicted model, not a curated record. NCBI's taxonomy places the organism in Eukaryota, Metazoa, Arthropoda, Insecta, Diptera, Culicidae.